UACCCUAUUCCAGGUUGAUGGUGACAGCUGCAUUUUUGUGUGGAAGAUGCCGGCUUUACUAUCAUCAACAAUUUUGCAGAAGAUUAUGGAAAAUGCUUCUUAUCUGUUUCCAGUAAGCUCAUCUCAGUCAGCAGCUCCAAGUGAGGGCAUAGUACAUGAAGAGGUCAACCACCCAAACACUGAUUUCAAGGAUAUCUCUGCACUGCAAAAUUGCAACCUAGAUGUUGAAGGAGUGGUUACUGGAAGGGUGUGCGAAGGAACAUCAGCAUUUAAAUUUAGUAUCUCAAGGCUUCCGAAGUGGGCACAAAUCAAAGUAACAAGCAAUGAGACUUCUGAUGGAGACCCUGAAUUCAAUUUGUCUCAGGUAAUUUGUAGGAAAAUUGGAGAUCCUGAAAUUCAUCAAUUUAGUGUCUGGCUGGCUUAUUCAGAAACUGUUGGUGGUAGUUUUCCAUGCCUCUGGUACCAUGGUUCCUAUCGCAGUCCGGAUUCCAUGUCAACUCAACUUGGGAAACAGUCAAGUAUGUCACACUAACACAUCUGAAAGCCCAUUUAGUGCGGAAGCUCCCCAGAGUUCUCCAAUGGGUCAAGGGAUUCCAAGGUGGUUACUACGAUCAAUUUACAAGUUAUGCUGCUUGUUUAUGUGAUUGUUCUAGAACCCGUCACUUCUAAUUUCUUUUGUUUGUGCAUACUUAGCAGCUUUAAUGUGGACGGGCAUUGGCGCACCAUCCAUACUGUUUAUCUUGAUCUACUGGAUUCCCCUGAAGUGCGAGAUGUCAAGGACAUCAAGUUGUCAAUUUCCAUCCCGUAAGUCCAAACAUCAUGCACUAUUUGCACUCUUUGGUCUUCCUCAUGUAGAAGACAGAAUGUUCUGAGGUAUUCAGCUAGGAUAUGAAGAGAUAGAUCAUUUACUUGGUACAUUUUGUCUAAACUUGUGGAAAGGCAAAAAUAGGAGUCCCUUGAAAAAUUUCAUAUACUCAGAUAGGAUGUGAGGAGAUAGAUCAUUUACUUGGUACAUUUUGUCUAAACUUGUGGAAAGGCAAAAAUAUGACUAUGGGUCCCUUGAAAAAUCCCUUUGUGCCCAUAUAUUCUAGAAUGGAAUAGAUCCACUGCCGUUGGAGGCACAGUCAUUGUACUUUCAUAACAAGUCUUGUACAUGUGGCGCAUGUGUUUGAUAGUCUCGGCCCUUGAUCAGACUAUCCUAGUUUCUGUCUAAGAAAACAACA
Magnolia sinica is the source of this 1223-nucleotide messenger RNA. RefSeq lists its product as uncharacterized. NCBI's taxonomy places the organism in Eukaryota, Viridiplantae, Streptophyta, Magnoliopsida, Magnoliales, Magnoliaceae. Bases 47 to 532 code for a protein of 161 amino acids. The transcript is spliced from 2 exons. The record is from RefSeq and is a predicted model, not a curated record.